ACGUUGUGGCGCUGCUCCUAGGCACACCUGAUGGGCGGGCAAGUCACCGGCUUGCCGCCGUCCGGUCGAGAGGCGCGACUUUUGCAGGCACCUCUGGUCGGACCUUCUCAGACUUCAAAUCCUGUGCAGCAGCCUCAGGUAGCAGUCCGACAUUCCAGAUCAACUUCCCGAGCCGAUCGGCAGCGUUAUCGGGCGCACCGUAACCUAUGUAUCCAAGGUGAUUUUGAUUUCAAACGUUCAAGGGUUAGGCGUCCAUACGACGAUGGACACGCGGAGGCCGAGCCGUGACACAGCGGGCGCAUCAUGUCCGCAGGCGCGCCGAACCGCCCCUCCCGCGCCUUCCCUGUUCUAUCCAUCGAACGUCACGCCCGCCGCCCGCAGUGUCUCGCUAUGUCCACCGCCCAAACCGCAAACCGCCCGGGACCGGGCUUUGGAGACCGAUCCUGGCCACUAUCGGUUUCGGACGCGACACCAUAAAGGGUCGAUGCGCUACUCAACUCGGAUUCGGCACGGGACUCAACCGCUGCUUCGGGCGCAGACGCUGAUGGC
This is a messenger RNA of Dichomitus squalens LYAD-421 SS1, 549 nucleotides long. RefSeq lists its product as uncharacterized. Lineage: Eukaryota; Fungi; Basidiomycota; Agaricomycetes; Polyporales; Polyporaceae. The record is from RefSeq and is a predicted model, not a curated record. The transcript has a single exon. The annotation marks the transcript as partial.